GUCUGGUCCAGAUCCUCCGCUCCUCCUCAGCUCAACACACACAUCCAUUGUACACGAAAGGGGCAGGCGGCUCACGCAUUGCACACGCACUCGCACACACGCAACAGCAUCGAUCGUGGCUCCUUUAAGAAAAGCCUAAGCCAGAAUUAUCACCCCACCUCCUCUUGAUCUCCUCUCAGACGCUUUUGCAUAAGAAAAUCAAGCCGGGAGCCGAGAGUGAUCAAAGAAAACGAGAAGGAGAGCUGCUUCAUUUUUUAACUGUGAUUGUGAGCAUUAACAUUUAGGUGGUGCCGAUCCCGUGGAGACGCGCGUCGGUCGGACCAUCAUUCAUCCGGUACUUUUGACAAGCCCUCGCGUUUUGACUGACAGGCGGAGUGGCAAAAAAAAAGCCAUGAGAGUCGCCAGUUUUGUUUGAGGGGCUAUUUUAUUUUCACCCUGGUUUUUUUUUUGGACAAGGAUCCCGGUGCCGCUGCUGCUGCUGCGAGGAUAGCGGAGGACAUAUUCGCCGCGCCUGGGCUAAACUUGCUCCGAGAGCGGGAGCUGGCUUCACCGUUCCGAGGGGAAAAAAGAAAAGGCACUCGGGAUUUUGGGCUGCAACAUCUCCUCGUUUGGUUGGAAUUUCUUUCUUUAUUACGCAUCCACCCUGGCCUCAGAGGGGAUUUACCCAAACUGAAAGGACGACCAGGGAGUGCGGAGGGUUAUGGCGCAACGGUACGAAGACCUGCCCCACUACGGGAUGGACGGUGUGGGCAUCCCGACCACCAUGUACGGGGACCCGCACGGCGCCCGCUCCAUGCAGGCGGUGCACCUGAACCACGGUCCGCAGCUGCACUCCCACCAGUACCCGCACACCGCCCACACCAACACCAUGCCCCCCAGCAUGGGCUCCUCUGUCAACGACGCUCUCAAGAGAGAUAAAGACGCUAUUUACGGGCACCCCCUGUUCCCUUUGCUUGCACUGAUUUUUGAGAAAUGUGAAUUAGCGACGUGCACCCCCAGAGAGCCCGGGGUGGCGGGAGGAGACGUCUGUUCAUCGGAAUCUUUCAAUGAAGACAUAGCCGUGUUUGCAAAACAGAUUCGGGCAGAAAAACCUUUAUUUUCAUCGAAUCCAGAGUUGGAUAAUCUGAUGAUUCAAGCCAUUCAAGUUUUACGAUUUCAUCUUCUGGAGCUCGAGAAGGUACACGAGCUGUGCGAUAAUUUCUGUCACCGGUACAUCAGCUGCUUGAAAGGCAAGAUGCCCAUCGACUUGGUCAUAGACGACAGAGAAGGCGGCUCCAAAUCAGACAGCGAGGAAAUCACAAGAUCGGUGGCCCUAGAUCAGACAUCCUGGAACAGGGAUCAUGAUGACACGGCGUCCACGCGUUCCGGCGGCACACCGGGACCGUCCAGCGGCGGACACACAUCACACAGCGGUGACAACAGCAGCGAACAGGGUGAUGGCCUGGACAACAGUGUGGCUUCGCCGAGCACAGGGGAUGACGAUGACCCGGAUAAAGAAAAGAAACACAACAAGAAGAGGGGGAUUUUCCCAAAGGUGGCCACCAACAUCAUGAGAGCGUGGCUCUUCCAGCACCUAACGCAUCCCUACCCGUCAGAAGAACAGAAGAAACAGCUGGCACAAGACACGGGCCUCACCAUCCUACAAGUGAACAACUGGUUCAUUAAUGCGAGGAGGAGAAUAGUGCAGCCCAUGAUCGACCAGUCAAACCGUGCAGUAAGUCAAGGAGCUCCCUACAAUCCAGAUGGUCAGCCGAUGGGGGGCUUCGUCAUGGACGGCCAGCAGCACAUGGGAAUCAGACCACCUGGACCAAUGGGAGGAAUGGGUAUGAACAUGGGCAUGGAAGGUCAGUGGCACUACAUGUAGCCCAACCCGAGUCCGACCAGUCACAACACAAAUGGUAAUAGCUGCAGGGCGAACCGGGGAUCAUGUGUCUCACAGAGGCCUGAAGAGCUUGGUAACGGGACUCCCCGACUUCCUGAUGACAAGAACCAUCCGAAACCCCUCCGUUCACCUCCAAGACCCAACACCAUUUGAUCGAUGUCCACAGCAUGGAAGCUCUCCAUGGCUGCCAACAAUAUUUCUCUCUGCAUCCGUAUGGUGAUGCAAAGAAUAUGAAACCUUGCCCACGUCAUACGAGCUCCCCCUCUCCUGACAGACUCCUCCUCCUUCUCCUUUGGGCACAAGACUAUGCCCCCUUGCCGCCGCCGACUAGGCCCGCAUGGAUUCCUCCAUUAAAGUGAUUGUGAUUGCAAGCAUAGACAACACACGAGAGACUCGAUGGGGUCAUUUGCCCUUACCUUCGGUGAAUGUGACACCUGAUGAUUUAUUCUUGACUCUUCGGUGAACAAAAGAGGCUUCCUGUGAGGAGCACGCCACUCUUUGGGACGAUGGAAUUGGACCAAAGAGAAGCCAAUGUCUGUAUCUGACAGGACACGAGCAAAGCAAAGGAGGCCGCCCUUUAAAAAUAUAGUGGAUUGAAACCUGGAAAGAGGGAAAGCAAGAGAAAAGAAAUUAAGAAUAACUAUAUCAGCCCCUAGUCUGGGAAGCGAGUGGAUAAAGAAAAUAUACUGUAUACUGUUGUAAAAUUACGCUGGACUCUCACAAGAACUGGGAAUUUUAAGUAUUGUAAAUGCUAUUGUAUUGUUCUGCAUAUUAUGUUGUUUCUAAUAGAUUUUUUUAAAAAAGGAUGUGAACUUUUUUUCUCUUUUAUCUGGUUUCUUUCCACACUGUGUGUGUGCGUGUGUGUGCGUGUGUGUGUGCGUGUGUGUGCGCUCGCCAUCAAAUCUGCCCUCCUGCCCCACCCUCCAUUGAGUCAUACUGCUUUUUUUUUAAGAAAGGAGUGAAUAAAUGAACAAUGCGAUCACUCUUAAUUUCUUGUGGCCUUUAUUUGGAUUAUUCUAGAGAGUGAUGGCGGUCCAGAAAGUUUCUUUUUGUUUUUCUCCUGAUACAGUACAUAGUACACACAGCCCCUCACAGACAUGCAGGGCACAGCUACUUGUAUCACUGUUGCUUUGUUUACAUGUUGUAACUCUAAACGGAGUGAUUUUCUUUCUUUUUUUAUAUAUAUAUAUUUUCAUAUCAGUUUAAAGUUUUUACUGGAAAAUAUUGGACAGUUUUGGGAUCAAGAGACUCAUUGGACAAACUCUCAAUCUGCCAAACAUGCUUUCUAGAAAUUCACAUUUUUAGUGGACAAGGUUGCCUUUGUCCAGUUUGUACUAACAAGGACAGACAUAGCAUCAUGACACACUGUCAAAAAAUCUUACAAAAGAAAAAGUAAUAGGGGAUGGGAAAACUACAAAUGCUUUCCACGAACAUGUUGCUCCUCGUUUCUCUCCGUGUGUGUGCCUGUUCCGGUCUAUUCCAGUGUCUUAUUGAUGUGUUUAAUGUCACAUGGCUGAGCACUCACAUGGCCAAUGGGUUCUGUUCCCCUCCUCAUUUGAUGCGGCCUGAUAAGAGGGAGAGGCAGAGACACCGGGAAAACACCAUUUAUGCCACAGUCCUUUCAUUUUGAUUUCUCCAGAUGAUGUAAUGCUGAUCCACAGACAGGGGAGAAUGUAAAAAUCACUGCGUCUGGGGGUCUGUGUGUGUGUGCGUGUGUGUGUGUGUGUGUGUGUGUGUGUGUGUGUGUGUGUGUGUGUGUGUGUGUGUGUGUGUGUGUGUGUGUGUGUGUGUGUGUGCACGUGAGGGUCAGUAUGCUUGUUUAAGUGAGCGUCUGUGUGCGUUUGAGCUUGCGUGUGUUAUCAUGCUUCCAUUAUCCAUUGCUUCAACAUGUAUUACGCACAUCUUUAAAAUUCCUUUUAAGACGAGUCAUGAUUCUUAUGCUUUUACUUUGGAGGGUAUAUG
Cololabis saira (Pacific saury) is the source of this 3844-nucleotide messenger RNA. RefSeq names its product Meis homeobox 1 b (gene meis1b). The transcript is spliced from 13 exons. NCBI's taxonomy places the organism in Eukaryota, Metazoa, Chordata, Actinopteri, Beloniformes, Belonidae. Gene Ontology annotation, molecular function: DNA-binding transcription activator activity, RNA polymerase II-specific; RNA polymerase II cis-regulatory region sequence-specific DNA binding. Bases 701 to 1864 code for a protein of 387 amino acids. The record is from RefSeq and is a predicted model, not a curated record. Gene Ontology annotation, biological process: positive regulation of transcription by RNA polymerase II; brain development; positive regulation of cell population proliferation.